AAUUAACAACUGAUAUUGUCGGGGUACCAGAAACUAACAAUUCGUCCACAUUGAAAAUUGCCAUUUACUAAAUAUUUCUGAAGGAAAGUGUUAACUUUUCGCUCAGCAUGGAAACUGGCACAUCUGCACGUGCCAUCUCCUUGGCAUUGGAGGACAGUGUAACAACGAAAAAGCGUAUAUUGACAGCUACGGAAUAUUCAAGAAUUUGUAGCUUCAUACAACAUUAUAGCGGUCUUGCUAUUGACUGCGAAAUGGAAAUGGUAAAUAAGGUCUUCACGGACAUUGACCGACAAACACUGAAAAGUAUUCUUCAAACAGAACUGUCUACGCGUUUGCGGGCGCAACAUUGGCAUUAUGAAUCAAAAGCGAAGAAGUACCUGCAAGCCUUUGAAGAUCAAGUGAAGACCCAUACAGCGCCAACUCUUCUGUUGAAAAUCGCUUGUUUGGAUGGUAUGAGUCCCACGACACUUUGUCGCAUCAUUUUGCAACAAAAGUACAAGUUCAAGCAUAAAUCAGAACUUAGUCGCGUCCUGAAAUAUCCUCAUCUCAUUGAUGAUUCGAAGCUAGCAGCAAAUGUGGCACAAUGCAUGUGUAGCGAUUCCCAAGAUGGCCCAUUGGUUGAUUUACGUCGACGAAUUUUAGGCGAAGAAUACGAAUUUAAGCUGAAACAAAUGGCUACAGCUGCUAAUAUGCACUAUAAUGAUGAAAAUGAAUUGCGGCGUCUGGGUUACGAUAAAACCCCCGAUAUUAAAAUGAUAGUGCCAUUCUUAUACAAAGGUGAAGUAGUUAAUUGGAUUGAAAGCAAAGCGACAUUCGGCGAUGUAAAAACACAUAAAUGGAACAUACAGCAGCAGCUUUAUAGCUAUAGUAAUCGUUUCGGUGCCGGUAUCGUCAUAUAUUGGUUUGGCUAUCAUGAAGAUACUCCACGUAUCUCCGAUAAUAAUGUAGGCAUCAUUGUGCUGGAUGAUUUUCCAUCUAGUGAGGAUAUGGUUUUUCUAGAUCUGACUGAUGGAGAUUCGUGCAUACAGUCUUCACUAAGCAAGCCAGCAUCAACCUAACUUAAAUUAAAAAAAUGUUAAUUCUAAACAGCUUUUAUGAUUUAUUUGUAUAUAGGGGUAAUUUUAUAUGCAUGUUUUAUUUGUGCAUGUACAUAUUUAUUUAUAGUUUUAAUUAUACUGUACACCGCUAUGGUGUAUACAAUAAGACAAAGUAAAAGAUAAUUUUUGUUAAAUUCCCAACCCCUAUUUUUAAAUGUAAAAACUGUAACGAAAGCCUUCUUGUAAAGUUUAUAAUAUAGGGAAAACCAAAAACCGUGUGUUAAUUACAGUUUAAAUGAUGGUUGUGAUUAUUGGCAUCUAAUUGUAACUUUUUUCUUUGUUUACAUAAUCUAUCUGCUGGGAACGCGUUGAAAAAACACUAAACAAUAAAUGUGUUGAAAAUUAAAAUAUGGAAAAAGAGGUUGUCUGU
Messenger RNA from Anastrepha obliqua, 1467 nucleotides. Its product is annotated as CDAN1-interacting nuclease 1. The coding region runs from base 108 to 1058 and encodes 316 amino acids. The record is from RefSeq and is a predicted model, not a curated record. The transcript has 4 exons. NCBI's taxonomy places the organism in Eukaryota, Metazoa, Arthropoda, Insecta, Diptera, Tephritidae.